AUGGACGCUGAAGGGUUUAUUCACGUGGACGUAAUUGCGGCUUUCAACAGGGUGCGCAUGCUCACCCUAGACAAGGCAUUCAUUCUCAGCUGCCUUGCCAACUCCACUUCACUCUCCCCUCCUCUCUUCCCCUUUCAUCCCUAUACACCCCCUUUCCCCUCCGCCCCUCCCCUAUCCUCCCCCUUUCCCCCAGGGCGAGAAGCUGAGGAGCGCAGUGACUGGAGCAACUGGUUGCUGCUUACUGCUGCCCACUGCUGCCCUCUUUAUCUCCCCUCUGUUCCCCCUUCUCUCCCCUCCGUUCCCCACCUCUCAGGGCGAGAAGCUGAGGCGGGUGAGAAGCUGAGGCGGCGGAAUGACUGGAGCAACUGGCUGCUGCCCACGGGGCACAUGCAGGCUGUGGUUCCCCACUCAGAGGACGCACCCAGUCAGGAGGGGGCAGGAGAGCAUGACUGGAGCAACUGGCUGCUGCCCACGGGGCACAUGCAGGCUGUGGUUCCCCACUCAGAGGACGCACCCAAGGCAGGAGAGGGAGGAGAGGGAGGAGAGGCAGGGAAGAAGGGAGGGGAGAAGGGGGAGGGGGAGAAGGAGGCUGCUGCUGGCGCUGACGAGGGGCAGGGAAAAGAUCCCGAAGGAGAGAAGGAAACCCCCGACGCUGCUGCUGCCACUGGUGCUACAGCCGCUGCUGAUGCCGCUGCUGAUGCUGCUGCUGGUGCUGCUGCUGGUGCCGAUGCAGCUCCCUCUUCCCCUGCUGCUACGCUCCUAUUCGCCCCUCGCAACAUCCCCUCAGCAGCGGAUGGGGAGGCUGAUGAUGAAGGGGAGGAGGAGGGGGGAGGGCAGCGGGCAAAUCGCGAAGGCACUCCUGCUAGGAGCGUUGGGAAGCGGCGCGGCAGCAGCGUGAAACGAGCCUCUUCCGGCCGCUUCUCAGCUAGCAAGUCCGGAGGGCUUUCGGCCGCGUUUGCCGCCGAAGCUGCAGGUUCGGGGGGCCGAACCGAGGGGUUGGGUUCGCUGCCGGGCCUGGCUGGGAAGGUGGCUGCAGCGAUUGAGGAGGCUGGGAAGGGGGGGGAAGCGGGGAAGAGUAAGGAGGAGAGGGAGAGGGAGAAGGGGAAGAGGGCUGCAGAGGAGAGUGAGGCGUUGACUGAGGCGAGUGAAGCUGAGGACACGUUUCAGUUUAGCGGGGACGAGCUUGGGGAGGGGAAGAAGCGGGCCGGCAAGCCCAGGAGGAAGCAGCGUGCCAGGUCGGAGGAGGAUACAACAGACGACUCUGAUUUCAACGACGUGAAUCCCAGCCUCAAGAACCUCGUUAUUGUCACACAGAGGCGCCCGGGGCAGGGCAGUGCGUUUCAGCAGCAGCAGCGUGGCGGUGUGAGGCGCAGCCAGGGCAGGGAGGAUGGGGCGAGUGGCAGCAGCUACGAGGGCGGGUCGUCGCUGGGUCCCAACUACCGCGCCAGCAGGCUGUCAGCGGAGAAGGGCGAGCAGUCAGGGACGGACGGGGAGGGGCCUGGCAGGUUCCACGUGGGCAGUCAGGGCAGCAACGGCAGCCCAGAGAACUUCAGCUCGCACGUUGCCCGCGGCCCCAGGGCCCGCCACCCCCAGCAGCAGCAGCAGCGCGCCUCCUGGACACCCGGCAUCGCCCACAUGACUGCAGCCGCCGCUGCCGCCGCCGCCGCAGCAGGAGGAGCGGCAGGAGCAGCAGGAGCGGUGGGAGGAGUGGGAGCGGUGGGGUUGGGGGCAGGGAGGGCGCAGCCGGUGCCUGUGUGGCGGCCGGGGCUGGGGGGGCUGCCUCCGAAUGCGGUGGAGCUGGGCGGCAGCAGUUGGCGGAGCACCAGCAGCUUUGGAUCGCCACAGCUCAUGGCCUUCUACUUCGGGGCCACUCCCCCUGGUUCCUACAGGGAGGGCGCAGCCGGUGCCUGUGUGGCGGCCGGGGCUGGGGGGGCUGCCUCCCAAUGCGGUGGAGCUGGGCGGCAGCAGUUGGCGGAGCACCAGCAGCUUCGGAUCGCCACAGCUCAUGGCUUUCUACUUCGGAGCCACUCCCCCCGGCUCCUACAGCCGGUGCCUGUGUGGCGGCCGGGGCUGGGGGGGCUGCCUCUCAAUGCGGUGGAGCUGGGCGGCAGCAGUUGGCGGAGCACCAGCAGCUUUGGAUCGCCACAGCUCAUGGCGUUCUAUUUCGGAGCCACCCCUCCUGGCUCCUACAGGGGCCACCUGCAGAGGUGGGGGAGUUGGGGGGCAGCAGUUGGCGGAGCACCAGCAGCUUUGGAUCGCCACAGCUCAUGGCGUUUUACUUUGGAGCCACUCCCCUUGGUUCCUACAGGUGUGUGCUUAGGAGGAAUGGGAGGGACUUGGGCGUUUUACUUUGGAGCCACUCCCCCUGGUUCCUAG
This is a messenger RNA of Closterium sp. Naga37s-1, 2376 nucleotides long. The record is from the annotation of a GenBank genome assembly. NCBI's taxonomy places the organism in Eukaryota, Viridiplantae, Streptophyta, Zygnematophyceae, Desmidiales, Closteriaceae.